Molecule: messenger RNA, 2196 nt
Organism: Vanessa atalanta (red admiral)
Lineage: Eukaryota; Metazoa; Arthropoda; Insecta; Lepidoptera; Nymphalidae
Product: mutS protein homolog 4-like
Exons: 14
Coding region: 1-2196 (731 amino acids)
Biological process (GO): reciprocal meiotic recombination; mismatch repair
Cellular component (GO): nucleus
Molecular function (GO): ATP-dependent DNA damage sensor activity; mismatched DNA binding; ATP binding
Source: RefSeq, a predicted model, not a curated record
AUGAACGUUAUUCAAAAUAAAAUACUUUCUUCCAAAGAAACAACAAGAUCUAAAUGUAAAACUGAAUUAGUUCGAAAAGAUGCCGCACGAGCGAUAUCUGAGGGGCGUGGGAUGGCUCGUGGAGAAAUAGGUAUAGCAGCCAUAGACUUACGCCAUCCUCAUAUGGUAUUGUGUCAGUUUAGUGAUACUCUACUGUACUCACAUACGCUCACGAAAAUUAACCUUUUUAAUCCUAUUGAGAUAAUAGUGCCCCAUACUUUCUGCGAAGGUCCUCAAGUGAAUCAACUUUAUAAAUUGAUAAAAGAUCAUUUCCCUUUGUUAAAUCUAACUGCCGUACAAAGGCGGCACUUUAACGAUGCGGCCGGUCGGCAGAAUAUACAAACCCUUUGUGCUCCACAAUAUAGCGCCGUUUAUCUUCAAGUUUUACAUAAGUUUUACGCACUAACAGCUGCAGCUGCCGUUUUAAAAUACGUAGAAUAUAUUCAAUGCAUAGUAUUCGCUAGAGAAUCAUUGAAGAUCGAAUAUCAUUCAUCCGAAAAUACGAUGAUUAUUGAUGUUGGAACAGCAACUCAGUUAGAACUAGUUCAACCAUUAGUGCCUUCGGCUGGACCUACGUGUUGCUUACUAGGUGUCUUAGGGCCAACGUAUACUAUUGGAGGAAUUAGAGCUUUAAGAGCUGCUAUACUCCAGCCAUCGUGUAAAAAAGAAUUUAUUGAAGCAAGAUUAGAUGCUGUGCAAGAAUUAAUAGAAAGUGAAUCAGGUUUAAUGGCUGAUUUACAGGAUUUCGAAAAUCCACAUUACGAAGAAAUAGCAAAUCAUAUUCGCAAUGUAAUACAAGACGACGCACAUUUAGAGAAAGGCGCUAUGGGUAGCCUGCAACGUUGCUUUGCAGUCAAACCAGAAAUAAAUGGUCUUCUAGACGUAGCGAGGAGGACUUAUUCCGAACUAAUAGAAGACAUCCAAAAGAUUGUUGAACAAUUAAGUGAAACAUAUGACCUGCCGAUACGUCUCAAUCAAAAUGUCAUGAAAGGAUUCCAUGUCGUCCUUCCCGUUGCUCCAAAGAAUAGGAGACAAUUCAUAGUCGAAGAUCUACCUCCUAUUUUUAUCCAGGUAGUGUUCAAUGGGGCGAGUGUAACGAUGACCACAGAAGAACUAGUCGUACUAGACCAACAGGCUAAGGAAUCGCUGAACGAAAUACAGAAGAUGAGCAAUAUUGUUAUUUCUUCAUUACUGAAGGAACUUCGUCCUUUCAUGUCGAGUCUUUACACACUCUGCGAGGACGUUGCUGAAUUAGAUAUUUUGCUAGCUUUAGCUCAUUACGCGAGCCCAGAGAAAAAUUUUACAAUAAUAACUGGGCCGAAUAUGGGAGGCAAAAGUAUUUAUAUAAAACAAAUUGCUAUUAUGCAAAUUAUGGCGCAAUUGGGUUGUUUCUUACCAGCGACGAACGCUGUCCUCAGGUUGUGCGAUCGAAUAUUUUCGAGAAUUGGUUUCAAUGACAGCGUAGAAUUUAAUGCUUCUACUUACGUGAUCGAGAUGAAAGAGACUCAGCAUAUUUUAAACGGUCUAACUUCGACAAGCUUAGUGAUCAUAGAUGAACUGUGCAGAGGGACAAAUAUCGAGGAAGGAACAAGUAUGGCGUGGGCCAUUUGCGAAGAACUGCUAAUGAGUGAAGCUUUUACUUUCUUUACUACGCACUUUAUCUAUCUCACGAGACUGCAAGACUUGUAUCACAACGUUAUUAACUGCCACACAACUGUGAAAGAAGUGGUGACGAAUUCUGAUCCCUCCGAAAAGAAAUUAGUGUACGAACACAGGAUUGAAAGUGGCAUAACGAAAAUAGAACAUUAUGGAUUAGCUUUAGCAGCUAGAACAAAUUUACCCACCGAAACUAUUAAUUUGGCCAAAGAACUCGCAGAACUCAUUAGUAGAAAUAAUAAGUCCACAAAUGAUGACAGCAAAUUAUCAAUUGAGAGUGACGAAAGUGAAUCAGAUCUGGCAAGUGCAUUAACUCAAAUAAUUGAAGAAAAUUCAGAGGAAAGCACAAAUUCUGAACAAGACAGCAAUAUGUCAAUCGAUGAAGAGUUAAUGAGGGAAACGCUGAACGAAAUUAACGAAGAUCUUAACAAAAUGACUUGUGAUCUAGUAAUGGACACAAUCAUUCUUACCCCACCACUAGAAUUUCGUGAUUCUAACUAA